Molecule: messenger RNA, 435 nt
Organism: Pseudovirgaria hyperparasitica
Lineage: Eukaryota; Fungi; Ascomycota; Dothideomycetes; Acrospermales; Acrospermaceae
Exons: 2
Coding region: 1-435 (144 amino acids)
Source: RefSeq, a predicted model, not a curated record
AUGCCAUCUCACCCGUCCACGAUCGCACCAUCCGAUCGCGACGACAAUGACAAAGACGAACCAUGGCCAGAUCCAGAUCCAGUAGGACCAGCACCUAUCCACACAGCAGUCAGUAGCACCGACACGAACUCGACAUACCAACCACACCAUUCCACACAGGUCAACCAAAUGAAAAACCCGAAGAACGAGAAGGAGGAGUACAAGGAGAAGAAGGAGAGGGAGAACAAGAACACGGGGCAAGAAAAGAACAAAAGGAAGACAGAUAAGAAAGACAAAAGGGCGACGAAGAAAAGAAUCAAGAAAGGAAGGAAUCUAGAAAAUCCCACAACACCCCCAGAAAAGAAGAAGAAAAGAAGCAAAAAAACACGGAAGACGAAAGAACCGGGAGAGGCAAGGCAAGGCCAGGAGAGAGGGGUGCCCAAAGAGCAUAAAUAA